Aspergillus wentii DTO 134E9 is the source of this 2722-nucleotide messenger RNA. Its product is annotated as Zn(II)2Cys6 transcription factor. Lineage: Eukaryota; Fungi; Ascomycota; Eurotiomycetes; Eurotiales; Aspergillaceae. The coding region runs from base 192 to 2570 and encodes 792 amino acids. Gene Ontology annotation, biological process: DNA-templated transcription; regulation of DNA-templated transcription. The transcript has 7 exons. Gene Ontology annotation, molecular function: DNA binding; zinc ion binding; DNA-binding transcription factor activity, RNA polymerase II-specific. The record is from RefSeq and is a predicted model, not a curated record.
CGACGCUCACCCGACUUCAUCACCGCCCACGGAAAUGCCUCUUCUUUUGUCACUCCCCGCUCGACAUCGCUGGCUGAUAAGAAUAUACUACACUUAAUUCGAAAGAUUUAUACACUUAGCCCAGCUCAGAUCUACGAUGCCCAUUAAUACUCCCCCCUAGAUACCCUACCAUCGAUACUGAACCGACUGUCAUGGAUGGCCAGACGGCUACGGGACAGCAGCAGCAGAAACGUCCCCGGGUUUCGGAGGAGAACAGGAAACGAGCUGUUCGAGCAUGUGAUGGCUGUCGAAGGGUAAAGGAGAAGUGUGAAGGUGGUGUGCCCUGUCGACGGUGUCUCCGCUAUCGCAGACAAUGCGUUUUUACUCAUUCCGAUCAGGCUGAGAGGGCUCGAUCGUCGUCUGUGUCUCUCUUGGAACGAGCUGCAAGUCUCAGCCGACAUGAAAUGGCCGAGGCGGAACGAGUCCGCUGCAUGGAGCGGAUUCUGGAGUAUUAUGUCCCCAACAUCACAUUCGAUAUCCAGUCGCUGCGAAAGGCGGCCGAGGAUUUGAAGCAUAAACAGCGUGCUUCUGACUCGGGUGGUCCUUCGACUCGAGUUGAUGGGGAUGAAGUCGAUGAUUUUGCUAUUGAGGACGAGGACUUUACCAUCAAAGCCUUGCCGGAUAAUACGACACAAUAUUCUGGAGAGUUCUCAUAUCUCAAUUUUUCGAUGAAGAUUAGCAAGAAGAUUGAUGAGUGGAUGAAAGCUGCUGCACCAGAGGCAUCUACUGAAACAGAACCGUUUGAGGAGCGAUGGCGUGCUACUCAACUACAAUCUGGCACAUCGCAAGUUUCCACUGCUAUCACUUGUCUUCCUCCUCGAUAUGUGGCCGAUUUUCUGGUCCAGAUCUUCUUCAGAUACGCACAGACCAAUAACUUCUAUGUGGAAGAGGAUUGGCUGCGCGAUAAGUUGCACACUUGCUAUACUAACCCUUCUAGCCUCUCGUCUGACGAUGCGGGCUCUGUUUGUGCUAUUUUGAUGGUUUUGGCCGUUGGAACACAGUUUGCUCAUAUGGAAUCAGCUACUCCUGUCAACAAGCUGUCUGCGAUGUCCACCACAGGAGAAGACCAUCGCUUCUCUGAAGAUGAAGUCGGUUUGACCUUUUAUCAAUUCGCCUCGAAGCUUCUCCCAGACAUCAUUGCUACCGCUUCAGUGCGGAGUGUGCAGGCUUGUUUACUUAUCGGCACUUAUCUACUACCUCUUGAUACCUCGGGUCUCUGUUAUACCUACUUUGGCCUGGCUCUUAAGAUGGCCAUUCAAAAUGGAAUGCACAGAAGAUACCGGGGAGAGGGGCUUUCUCGCCGAAUGGUAGAGAUACGAAACCGAGUCUUUUGGACAGCUUAUACGAUAGAAAAGCGUGUGAGUAUACUUCACGGUAGACCGGUUUCAUUGUCGGAUUCAGAUGUCGAUGCUGCGUUGCCAGUCGAUUUCCCAGGUUUGAUGCCGGCAGGGCAAACGUCCAACCACACCAACAUGGUGACGUUGAUCACUUUAACUCUGAAGUUGGGAGAGGUCUCCAAUGAAAUAUCUUCGUUACGAAAAUCUCCGAAAAGCCAACAGCAAGAUUGUCUCGAGAGGUUACUAAACUUACGAAAGCACCUCAUCGAUUGGUGGAGCACCCUACCAGAAGAGAUGGAUUGUAGAGAUCUGAAUCCAGCUGGUCCUCAUUUCCGGUCCAAUGUUCAUUUAAAGUUGGACUACUGUCUGACAAGAAUCUUUAUCGGACGGCCCUUUUUAUUCAGCAAUAUCAAGGGUAUCAACCAAACUGUUUCCCAAGGCCCGCCGUUCAAAAUGUCGUCGGGCAUAUCGAAGAACCGGUCUACACUUGUUUCGGACUGCGUUGAAGCCGCACUUGAGAUCAUUGAUCUUUGUCGACUUCUCCGUGAUGAAACUGGCCUUGCUCGAGCAUCCUUUACAGAGUUCAGCUCAUGCCGCGCUGCUCUCCUCGUUAUUCUAGCACAGAGUUUAACCAAACGAACCGAGCGACUCCGCGAAGCAAUUGAGAAAGGAAUGGCUCUGAUCAAAAUCAUGUCGAUGGGAGUUGGCUCAGCACGAUCCGCCGUCAGCGUAAUCGAAGCCCUUGAGCGCGCCAUCCGCCGACUCGAAGACUGGAGCGAAACCCAAGCCCAGGGAAGCACCGGCGCCGUUGAGUCCGCAUACGAUCGGUUCAAAAACUGGGAAAUGCUCUGGAAAACCGGCCCAAUCUCACCAGAAACCGUCCCUUUCCAAGAACAAUUCGCCACUGGGAUCCCAGUCCCCAUCACACCCAUGACCGGCACCGACAGCGGCAACGAACCCCUCGAAGGAAGCGAUGUCGCAAAUGUAGACACCAUUGCAGGCUCCUCUGACUUUUCCACCCCCCAUCCUUUAUCGCAGAUGCCGCAUUUCGGAUUCGAUCAUUUCGUCUCUAACUUCCCGCAGGAGUUGGGCGAGUUUACUGCGAUUCCUUGCUUCGAGAACGAAGCGCAGCAGAAUCUUGCAAAUGAGAUGAAGAAUACCGAUACCAGGUGGAUGCAAUUUAUGAAUGAUUGAUCCAUAUAUUUACUUAUUUCUUAUUAUCAUCAUUAUUGUUUUUUGAUACUGUGGCACUGGUGUUGUGUUGUGAUUUGUAUAGCGCGUGUGAUAUUUAUGGGCGGCAGUUUUUUGCAUACGGUUUUUAUGUCGACAGUAUUUGGACAUUCAAC